GUAAUUUUACCAAAUAUGAAGGGCUUUUCCUCGUCGAAAUCGCAAUUUGUUCAUGAAAAGGAAAGCACCAGUGGGAUAUUCACAGAUUCAUGCCUCAACGACAUCAUGCUUCCAUCGUUCCUUAGCUUGGUCGCCUUGUACGAGAGCUACCUCCGCCGUUGCCUGAUCAAGGCGGGCCUGUCGCAGCAGACCGUCGACGUGGACGGCGAGACCACGCUCCAGUUCUGGGGGCCGAGCCCCGCCCGAUCGUCCCGGAAACCCGCCCUCGUGUUCGUCCACGGGUUCGGUCCCAAGGCGAUAUGGCAAUGGCGGCGGCAGGUGCAGCACUUCGCCCCCAUGUUCGACGUGUACGUCCCCGACCUCGUCUUCUUCGGCGGGUCCACCACGAGGUCCGCCGAGAGGUCGGAGGCCUUCCAGGCGGCCUCGGUCGUGAAGCUGCUCGAGAAGGCGGGCGUGGAGAGGUACAGCGUGGUGGGCACGAGCUACGGCGGGUUCGUGGCCUACCACAUGGCGAGGAUGUGGCCGGAGAGGGUGGAGAGGGCGGUGAUCGCCAGCUCGGGGAUCAACCGGAGGAGGAGCGACGGCGAGGAGGUGGCGAGGAGGGCCGGGACGGGGAGCCCCGCCGACGUCAUGCUGCCGGAGACCGCCGCGAACAUGAGGAGGCUCCUGGGGUUGGCCGUGUCCCGGCGCGUCGCUAGCAUGGUCCCGGAUUUCGUGUUGAAUGACGUCGUCCAUAGAUUAUAUUCGGAAAAUAGGAAGGAAAAAAUAGAGCUCAUGAGGGGAUCCACCACUGGGAAGGACGACACGCCUCACGUUUCCGCCCUUCAACAGGAGGUGUUGCUUUUGUGGGGAGAAAAUGACCAGAUAUUCCCCGUGGAAAUGUCCAGUGAACUUAAGGAGCUUCUGGGGAAGAAGGUGAGAUUGGAGGUGAUGAAGAACACAGGGCACAUGCCGCAGGUGGAAGACACGGCACAGUUCAACAAGAUCGUGGAAAGUUUCUUAUGUGGGCCGCCAUGAUUCCUACCUAAGAUAAUAAUUUUAUGUUCGUCCUAGAUAGAUAUUAACUGUUAAAUUAUUAAAGAAGUUGCUGGAAGUUGGGUGGUUGGUUACAUUUUAAUGUCCCACUAAGUUAGGUGCAUGAUGUAGAAAUCUGUCCCUUGCAAAACAUUAACGAUGUCAUUUUCAAGGCA
Syzygium oleosum is the source of this 1190-nucleotide messenger RNA. RefSeq lists its product as uncharacterized. The transcript has 4 exons. NCBI's taxonomy places the organism in Eukaryota, Viridiplantae, Streptophyta, Magnoliopsida, Myrtales, Myrtaceae. The coding region runs from base 16 to 1017 and encodes 333 amino acids. The record is from RefSeq and is a predicted model, not a curated record.